UUCUGUCCGUUUUUUCAACCCGUGAUCACGUGUUGACUUUUGCGUCAGUCCGGCGUCUGCCGGUUUCCCGAAUGUCCGGCCGGGAGAAGCGAGACGAUCAGAAAGAUCAGCAUGAUCAGCGUGAUCGGCAGGAAGAGCUGAACCCCUUUUCGGUCAGAUUUGACCCACUGGCCGCUCUCUACAGCAGGAACGUGACGAUUCCGGUCGUCAACGCGCCCACCCUCGACAACAUCUCCAAGUUCGUCGCUGGCACGUCGGGUGUACAGAUCAAACCAACGAAGACGGCGCAGGUCAAAGCAGAACCACUACCAGUUACAGUUACACCACAACAAAAAUCAAUAGACGGUUGGGACAAUGUAGUAACACGGAUGAAAAAGGUGGAGGGCCCGCUCGCCGUCCUGCGAGACUGCAUGGAAAAGAAAGUCAAAAUUAAGGUUUACACGAGAGACAUGUGCGGGAUAAGAGGCCAUUUGACAGGUUUCGUCGUCGCAUUUGACAAGAUGUGGAAUCUCGCCAUGGAAGACGUGACGGAGGUGUGGAGGCGUCGGAGGAAGAAAAAGAUUCCGGCGACAGUUGGAGCGAGCCAGGACAUACCGAAGGGCCAGUUAUACAGGAUGCAGCCGCCGACCCUGGCUGUAACCAAGAUCGACAAGAAGACUGAGCAGUGCGAAAGACGCGUCUUCAAGCUCUUCGUGCGCGGAGAGAACGUCGUUCUCGUUAGUGUGCUGAACAUCUAGCCGAGCCGAAAUCGUUCGUAAUUUAUAAAAGAUGACUGAUUAUUUUUAAAACGUUUUUCGGGACCCGGAAACCCGAGUUCAACAACACGAAAUUGGCAAAGCUCUUCAAAGAAAUAAAGUCGCGGGAGGGCGUUAAACCGAAUAUAUUCCCUCCUCCUACUUCUUUGGUCCUAAGCCAAAACGUUGGAGAACAAAAGGUGGCUCUCAUUAAGUAUAUAAAGAAAAGUAGAACAAACUUUGUCUAAUUAUCUCAUUACAGCGCAGACAUAAAUACUUCCAUGUACAAAUAGACAAAUGUCACGAAAUGCAUAGUUGACCAUUGGAUAUUUACCAAGAUUUCUAAUUUUCUAAAAUGAGAAUUUGUACUAGGUCGUGUAGCGUUUCGACGAGGCUUACCGCAGCGAUAAACUGCCGUCUUGCCUUAAUUAAAAAAAUGAAAAGCGAUCUGCGCAACAUUGAGAUGAGAUUAUUACCGAACAUGCCUUAACUAAGUCUGAAUAAUAAUAAUUAUUAUAUAUUAAUAAUAUAUUAUAUUUAAUUAUUAUUAAUUAAUGGGGUAUGCAGUGAUGUUCUGUGUACUCCCAGGUCACGUUUGAUCUCACGA
Molecule: messenger RNA, 1341 nt
Organism: Cimex lectularius (bed bug)
Lineage: Eukaryota; Metazoa; Arthropoda; Insecta; Hemiptera; Cimicidae
Gene: Lsm11
Product: U7 snRNA-associated Sm-like protein LSm11
Exons: 5
Coding region: 72-737 (221 amino acids)
Biological process (GO): mRNA 3'-end processing by stem-loop binding and cleavage
Cellular component (GO): U7 snRNP
Molecular function (GO): U7 snRNA binding
Source: RefSeq, a predicted model, not a curated record